AACCUGCCCCGCCCCCUCCCAGGCUGAUAAAGGCCCUCACCAGGCCUUGACUUUCCAUCUCUGCUGCCUGCCUCAGAUUCAGAGUGUCCCUCCAGCCCCACCAUGAGGCUCAUCCUGUCUCUGUCGAUCCUGCUGGUGGUUCUGUCUGUGGUUUUGGAAGGUCCAGCCCCAGCCCAGGCAGCCCCAGAUAUCUCUGAUACGUUGGAGAGUAUCCCGAGCAAGCUGAAGGAGUUUGGAAGCAACCUAGGGCAGAAGGCCCGGACAACCUUGGACCGCAUCAAAGAGAGUGAAAUUCCUUCAAAGGCCCGGAACUGGUUUACUGGAGUGUUCAGCAAAAUAAAGGAACAUGUAAAAACCACCUUCUCCUGAACCCCAGGAAGGAUACCCAGGCUACCCAGCUGCUCUGUAGCUGAGCCCCAGGAAGGGGUUCUGAGGACUUCCUCCAUGAUGCCCCAGGCAUCUCCCCAACCCCCACACAAAAACUAAUAAAAAUCCUGUA
Messenger RNA from Condylura cristata (star-nosed mole), 499 nucleotides. It is a transcript of the gene APOC1, whose product is annotated as apolipoprotein C-I. Gene Ontology annotation, cellular component: very-low-density lipoprotein particle; high-density lipoprotein particle; extracellular region. Gene Ontology annotation, biological process: negative regulation of very-low-density lipoprotein particle clearance; negative regulation of lipid catabolic process; very-low-density lipoprotein particle clearance. The coding region runs from base 103 to 369 and encodes 88 amino acids. The transcript has 4 exons. Lineage: Eukaryota; Metazoa; Chordata; Mammalia; Eulipotyphla; Talpidae. Gene Ontology annotation, molecular function: fatty acid binding; phospholipase inhibitor activity. The record is from RefSeq and is a predicted model, not a curated record.